UACAUACUGUUAUUUAGCAUUACUUCAUGCCAAUGAAACGAUCCAAAACUACUAUUAUCGAGCAGGAAUAGAUAACAUAUACAAAUGUUUAAAUUUAACGUGUAAAAAGUACUAUUUUGUAGAAAUUUUACAAUUUAGAGACCUACAAUGUCGGUCAAACAUUUUGGUCAGCGUUUGUAUUACAUACCAAAAAUAACACGAUGGACCAAAGGGAUUGGGGCAGAAUUACCAGAAGAGUAUAAAAAAUUCUGGAGAGAAUGGAAAUUACAAGAACCAACAGCUGUCCAUUAUAUCAAACAGGAAGGCAAAUAUAUCCAAAACGAAGAAACAGAAAUUGUGUCUCCGGUACAAAAUAUUCCAAUACCAUUGAAGUACCCUAUAGAAUUAAAUCAAGGAAUAUGGGGUGGUGAGGCAGUGAUACAAGGUUUUCAAAAGAAAGGCAAUAAACAACGUAGAUAUCCACAUUUCUGGUUUCCUUCGUUAAAGAAGUCUGUAGUGUAUAGUGAAGUUUUAGACAAACACAUGAGUGUUGUUGUCACCAAUAGAACUAUCAAUUUGAUACACGAACAUUAUGGUUUUGAUCACUACUUAUUAAAGACUCCUGCGUGCGAUUUGAGAUCAGAACUUGCAUUAAAGAUAAAACGACAAAUACUUUUAGCACUGAUAGACAAAACUUUGUAUCCAACUGAUCCAGAUAAAAGGGAAGAGAUUUAUAACAAAUAUAAGGAGUAUAUAACUGCGUACACGCGAGAAGAAAUUGAAUGGUAUGGUUUAACGUAUAAGGAAGCCUGCAAGAAAUGGAUAAAACAAAAAGAAGACGUCAGUCAACCACAGCCUUUGAAAAUUGCCUACAGAUCCGAGUUAAUAUCAAAACUUAAAGAGGGAGGAGAUAUAAAUGUUUCCUCAACAGAUAGCCAAUCGUCGUGGAUGUCAAAGCUGAAUCUAUUUUCCAAAAACUCGUAAACCGAACAAUAAAAAUAUAAAUAGAUUUGUGAUCGUUCUACAUAAAUAAAGAAAAUAAGGAAAUUAAAUUCUGUAUUGAGUUCAUUGCUAUUUU
This is a messenger RNA of Colletes gigas, 1057 nucleotides long. RefSeq names its product 39S ribosomal protein L28, mitochondrial (gene mRpL28). The record is from RefSeq and is a predicted model, not a curated record. Gene Ontology annotation, cellular component: mitochondrial large ribosomal subunit. The coding region runs from base 148 to 963 and encodes 271 amino acids. NCBI's taxonomy places the organism in Eukaryota, Metazoa, Arthropoda, Insecta, Hymenoptera, Colletidae. Gene Ontology annotation, molecular function: structural constituent of ribosome. The transcript has 6 exons.